AUGGGUAGAAGCGAUGUCGCUGAGGGAUUGUUAAAACGAGUUAUUGAGACAGCGCCAAGGGUUUUGGGACGCGGCCACGGGCUGAAUUUGGCAAGUAAAUUUGUUCUUGUUCGCGUUCUCUGGGAAGGAAGGAAAUUUGGUGAUGCCGAAACCCUUUCCCGGAACAACGUCCAAAACAGUCAAAGAAUGUUUGGAAAUAACCACCCUACCACAAUCACCUGCAUGUCAAAUUUAGCCGAUUUACUCGAACGACUCAAAAGACACUCCGAAGCCCCCCCAUAUAUUGGAAAGGUCUAUACAUUUCGUCUAGAAACAUGGGGACCUGAGAGACCCGAUACAUUAGAGGCCAAACGUGAUUACUACAGAGUACGCGGGAUUGUGGGCCAACAAUUACAGAGCGAGCAGACAAGAGCUAAGAUGAUCUCCUUAUCCGGAAACCAAAACACAGAUCUCAAAAGUGAUGCACGAUCUGAAGCAUCUGAACUCGAUGAAUUCAUCUUCUCCAUCUACGAACAAAAUCUACUCGGGUCUUCGGAGGAUGCAGAGCAGGCUCGAAUCUCUAUUCCUCCCGGAGGACAACAUACUAGUUGUUAG
This is a messenger RNA of Sclerotinia sclerotiorum 1980 UF-70, 594 nucleotides long. RefSeq lists its product as hypothetical. The transcript has 2 exons. The coding region runs from base 1 to 594 and encodes 197 amino acids. Gene Ontology annotation, molecular function: protein binding. The record is from RefSeq and is a predicted model, not a curated record. NCBI's taxonomy places the organism in Eukaryota, Fungi, Ascomycota, Leotiomycetes, Helotiales, Sclerotiniaceae.